AUGCCUCAGGAAGACACAGUGAUGAUAGAAGACGAUUGGCCGCCUCUGAUCCCACCUCACCUCUCCGACCAAUCAUCUUCCAGCUCCCACGAGGACCUGGGCCUCAUCGGAGAGGUCUCAGGAAAAUGGAUCCACGACCUGCCGGACCAGGGCGAGUGUGUCGACCUGGUUCACGCUCAGCUGCGUGUGUGCGAGGGCCGCAGUCUGCCGGAGCUGGGGCUGAAGCAGGAGAAGAUCCGAGUGAAUGGCUGUGCCAUCCAGUGCCGCGUGACUACCGAGGAUCCUGCUCGAGGGUUUCAGCCAGACACCGGGAGGAUCGAGGUAGGGUCACUCUGCGGGGUCCUCUCAUGA
Messenger RNA from Knipowitschia caucasica, 351 nucleotides. The record is from the annotation of a GenBank genome assembly. Lineage: Eukaryota; Metazoa; Chordata; Actinopteri; Gobiiformes; Gobiidae.